This is a messenger RNA of Trichoderma atroviride IMI 206040, 2177 nucleotides long. RefSeq lists its product as uncharacterized. Gene Ontology annotation, biological process: zinc ion transmembrane transport. Gene Ontology annotation, molecular function: zinc ion transmembrane transporter activity. NCBI's taxonomy places the organism in Eukaryota, Fungi, Ascomycota, Sordariomycetes, Hypocreales, Hypocreaceae. Gene Ontology annotation, cellular component: plasma membrane. The record is from RefSeq and is a predicted model, not a curated record.
AUGGAUGGCCUCGCCGGCGAGGUGAUGGCGAGAGACGCCUGGGCGUCAAUCCCAUCAAACCUGCUGCGCGCUGAGCUUCAGAGACGAGCAGACGACGGCGAGAAGCCCCAAUGCGGCGGACACAAUUCGGGGUGGUACGACACGGCUGCGCAUGUCUUUGCGCUGCUUCUGAUUCUGGUCCUUAGCACGCUUGCUUGCGGCCUCCCGCUAUUCUCACGGCGAGCAACGACAGGACAUCGACAAAAGGAGAUAUUAUUCUACAGUCAACACAUCGGCACCGGCGUUCUCAUUGCCACGGCCUUUGUCCACCUUCUCCCAACCGCCUUCUCGUCCCUAACCGACCCAUGUCUUCCGUACUUCUUCAGCAAGGGAUACACUCCUCUACCCGGACUCAUUGCCAUGGUCUCGGCCUUGGUCGUCGUGGGGGUCGAGUCUUAUUUGACCGCUCGAGGCGCAGGCCAUUCGCAUUCGCAUGCGCACGAUUUCUGGGACGAAAACGACGAGGCCGAGGGUGAUGCGCAGGAGCUGCAUCUGCCGAGAGAGGGUCUGGCUGACAGGCGGGCGCGCAUGACCGGACGACGAGCGGCGGAUAUGGAUAUUUCUCUGGGCGAUUUGGAGGCGUCCGAGGGCCUUGUCGCCGGCGUUUCGCCUUUGCCGGAGUCGAGUCCGAUGGUGCCGCGGCGCAAGUCUACCGAACACGCCGACAACGACGAUGAUCGGGAUUCAGACCUCGACUUGGAUCUGGGAGAGCUUGAUCCUGCCCCUGCCAGCGGAAGCGCCCAGAAUGGCCAGUACUCUUCGCUUGCGAAGCCCAACGGCACCUCGGGCCGCCGCCACUCCCUGGACGGUAACCAAACACAGUCGCCAGAAGAGCAAAAGCGUCGCAUGCUGCAGUGCCUUUUGUUAGAGGCGGGCAUCCUCUUCCACAGUGUGUUUAUAGGAAUGGCAAUCUCUGUGGCUACGGGCCCGGCCUUUGUCGUCUUCCUGGUUGCCAUCAGCUUCCACCAGUCGUUUGAGGGCAUGGCUCUGGGAAGCCGCAUCGCGGCCAUCCAGUUCCCCAAGGGAUCCAUCCGUCCUUGGCUAAUGGUCCUCGCCUACGGGACUACCACUCCCAUCGGCCAGGCCAUUGGCCUCGUUCUGCAGAAGAAAUGGGAUCCGAGCAGCGCCACGGGCCUUGUGGUUGUGGGCACUACCAAUGCCAUCUCCUCGGGCCUGCUGGUGUAUGCCGGCCUGGUCCAGUUGCUGGCCGAAGACUUCUUGACGGAGAAGAGCUAUCGCAUUUUGAAGGGCAAGAGACGCGUGCAGGCCUACUUUUCGGUCGUUGCCGGCGCGGCGCUCAUGGCAGCAGUGGGAGCGUUUGCUUAAAAGACUUUGGGUAGCGUCAUGGCUUUUAUUCGUGUGUAUAUGCUUCUGCCAGAACAAUAUUGGGGGGGGUUUCUCUUUCCGUAUCUAUGUUACGGCGAACAUAAAUUGGCUCUUUUUUUUUUUUCCCCUCUCCUUCUUUUGUGAAUGGAGUUUCCAUAAAAUGUGUAUACUAGUACCGUGUUUGGGCGCUGAUGGAAAAGGAUGGGCAAGCUUUUCAUAUAGACUCGUUUGUUUUCUCUCAGCAUCUGUCUAGUUUAAUUUUAGAAGGGGCGUGUCUUGUUGGAAUUUUGCAGGCAAGUUUUGCGUUUUGGCAUUUUGAUCUCAUCCAUUCACCUACUCCCUUGUGCUCUUUCAUGUCUGUCAAUGUGCCGUGCCCUUGUUCCCUUGAUAUAGUGAAUUGUGCUUCUCUUUCUGCGCUUCUUUUGAGAGCGUUCAAGCACGGUAUUGAAGACAGCGGUGACGACGACUUGACAGCGGGAACCGUGAAGAAACCGUACAUGUGCCAUGAACCUGCUUUGGCGGUUGCUUGAUAGCUGCCCUCGAACAACAAAAAAACAAAAGUUGCAUUGCUCUUUCUCUGACUGCCUUACUCAUUCGCGCUUAGUUGAACAAAAAUGUCUUAACGUCAAGUACUUGACAAAGCUAAAUUUCACAUUGAGUUGGAUAAACAAUAAAAAAGGCAACACAGUCGUGAUUGAGAGCUUUUGUUCUUCAAAAGAGUUCCCCUGACUAACUGCCAUAUGACAGAUUAACCUCCUCUCAAUCAAAGAUGGUAUUGAUAGCUAUAUAGCCUCGAGACAGUCACUUCCGUU